UCUUGUACUGAAAGAAACAUUAUUGAUUUACCGCCACAGAUUUUACCUCAAAAUUUAACAACAGUACUAGAAGUAGAAAAUUGCUUACAGUGCGUUUACUGUGCUAAGUGUUCCAAAGAAACCAAAAAUUGCGUUUUAAUUGUGAAGAUAAUUAAUCUAUUCGUAAACACAUUUUAAACUUGAUUGGCUCCAGAAAAUGUUUUUUUCAUAUAUUAAUCAAUCGUGUGAUAGAAACGAGUAUAUUUUUCAUAAGAAAUGUCAAACAAAAGAUUUAAAGCAGUUAUGUAAAGUGAACAGAUUUAGACACCUGAUACAAUUUUAUUUCGUAAGUUUUAUUAUUUCAAAGGUUGCACACGCAAAUCCAAAAUGCCACGGUACAGAACUGUUAGAAAACGAGGAUAUGACGUGCGACAUCAUACGUGAUAUUCUCGACACUCACAACAGAUUACGGCAAUCUAUCGCCGAGGGAUCAAUUAAUGCUCAACCACCUGCUGCCAAUAUGCGCGAAAUGUAUUGGGAUUCCGAGCUUGCGUCUGGUGCUCAAAAUUGGGCAAAUCAAUGCACAUUUGAUCACAAUAGUGAGAAAGACAGGAAAGUUGAACGAUUUUCGGUCGGUCAAAAUUUAGGCCUGAUGAUAACGCCAGGAAGCCAAUAUAUCACAAAAAUAGAAUUUUCUAAACAAAUAAAUAAAUGGUUCGACGAGCACGAACUUUAUCAAUUUAGCGCUAUUGACGCAAAGAGUGCAGCUACUACUGGUCACUACACACAAGUUGUUUGGGCAAAUACUUAUCUAGUCGGAUGCGGAUAUUCAAUGUAUAAAACGUCAAAUAAUACUGCCUAUCAAUUCUAUGUCUGCAAUUAUGGACCCGCUGGCAACGUAUUGGAUAAGCUACCUUACAUCAUUGGCAACCGUAGCUGCGAUCAUCCUUUGAAAAAUUCCGACAAAUAUCCUAAUCUUUGCGGUGUUAAAGAUGUACCAAUAAGUUGCCUCAAAAAUAAUACUGAAGAACUUAAUAGCUACAAGAGAUCCGCAUUCGUCCAAAAUGGCCGUAAAUUUUUAAACUCUCAUCAUAAUACGCACAAAUAUAACAGUUCUGUGUAUCAGAGAAAAAAAUCAUUUUGUUCGCGCAAAAUGCAAAUCAAUUUCCUAUCAAGAAUAUUCUGUUGCAUAAUAUUGUAAUAAGUAUUUUAACGUUUAGAUAAUUUAUUGUAACAUAAUUCAUUAUAACAGCAUACUAA
Molecule: messenger RNA, 1239 nt
Organism: Camponotus floridanus (Florida carpenter ant)
Lineage: Eukaryota; Metazoa; Arthropoda; Insecta; Hymenoptera; Formicidae
Product: venom allergen 5.02
Exons: 8
Coding region: 197-1180 (327 amino acids)
Cellular component (GO): extracellular region
Source: RefSeq, a predicted model, not a curated record